This is a messenger RNA of Drosophila kikkawai, 322 nucleotides long. RefSeq lists its product as uncharacterized. Lineage: Eukaryota; Metazoa; Arthropoda; Insecta; Diptera; Drosophilidae. The record is from RefSeq and is a predicted model, not a curated record.
AACUCCCAUCAACAUGAAGACAAUUGUUUUGAUCGCCGCCAUCUGUCUGGUGGUCUUCAGCUGCUGGCUGGAUAUUUCGAAGGCGCAAAACAGCACCACUGGCACUGCUACUACUACUGGCACUGGCAAUCCCAAACAGGUGAUAGUCUCCAACUUGCAAUAUACAGCCGUGAGGAGAAUCCGCAUCGCCACUACGACCACCAGCAGCACUAGUUCGCGCAGUUCCAGGACCAAAAGCAACCGAAAUCUGCGUGCCAAGCGCAACAAGGCGGCCAAGAUAGCCACCAGCCGCAGCAAGAACUCCCGUCGUGGCAGACGCUAA